Oikopleura dioica is the source of this 411-nucleotide messenger RNA. NCBI's taxonomy places the organism in Eukaryota, Metazoa, Chordata, Appendicularia, Copelata, Oikopleuridae. The record is from the annotation of a GenBank genome assembly.
AUGAAACUCACCACUUUUUUUGUUGCCGUCGCUUCCGCUCAAAACGCUGAAAAGCGAUUGAACAAGAUUAGCAAUCACUUGAGGACUCUUCUCGAUCUGAUGGAGAAUAACACCACUGCUUCUGACGCUCGAGUUGCUCGAGCUGUUCAAUGGGUUGACAAACUCCUUGAACAAGCUGGCCAAAUUAACGUCACUCUCUGCGAGACCGUCGAUGCCGAUGAAGCCAGUGAUAUCCUCGUCUUCGACCAGGACAACUACUGCAAGCUCACGGGCCAAGUUCAGAGCGCACUUCGAUCCUACGUCCGCAAAUUCGGCUGCCUGGAGACCUACCCAAAGAAGAACUUUGAAAAUGUUUUCGCCAAACGAACAAAUCGCGUCAAGAACAUUUUCUCCCGCGCUGGUGACUGUUAA